Messenger RNA from Lingula anatina, 13255 nucleotides. RefSeq lists its product as uncharacterized. Lineage: Eukaryota; Metazoa; Brachiopoda; Lingulata; Lingulida; Lingulidae. The record is from RefSeq and is a predicted model, not a curated record. Gene Ontology annotation, molecular function: protein serine/threonine kinase activity; ATP binding. Gene Ontology annotation, biological process: protein phosphorylation.
ACGCAGUAUGGGAACUACUUCCAUUACUCCUACCAGGCCACAGAGGAAGACGGCCGCCAUGAUAACAGACUAGUAGGUGUUCGCGUUUCGCCUGGGAUUUUCCAUAUUUCCUGAGACCGAAACUGCCUGUGAUCCUACCAGUCUUCAUUAUAAAGAAACAGGAAACUUCAUGAUGUAACAGUCGUCAAGGUAAAAGAAACUGAACUAUUAACAUUAUUGGGAUAAAACCCGGAAGUGCUUGCGCUGGUCAGGCUCUUUUUCGAAGCCGAAUUUCCACCGAAUUCGAUGUCAGUAAACUAGUCAUACUUGAAUGACAGUGUCAACGUUAAGCUGGUAUCUUAAGGGCAAGUACACAAGUACAUCAACAGAGAUGGUGGAUUAAUUACGGCUCUCUUCAAACCAUCUUGCCGGAGUCUGGAAUCCACGUAAAAUUUGACAGCCAAAUAUCCUGUUAAUUCAGUGCAACAGGCGGCGUGAGGGUGCUUAUGAUGUGGACUUUGCCAUGGUCAAGCUAAUGAGUAAUCGCUUUAAGUAUUUCAGUCUUCCAAUUAUUAAUCUAUAUGACAUAGCAGUAUACGGGCAGUCUGCUAUGAAGCAACAGACAUGUCGGCAGCUCGGCUCUUGACCUAUCAGAUAUAAAUUGUUGGCUGUUGAAAAUAGAAGCUCCUGGCUUUAUAGAAGCUAGCUGCACCUGGCAGAGAGAGAAAGAGUGAAAGAGCAGUGUACAAUAUGAGCAAAGGUAAGCACAGCAUUCCAAAUGGGAAAGCCACAGAGAAUGAACUUAUUGAAGCACAGAAGAAGGAGGAAAGUUCCAGCAGUACGCCUAAGAAAAGUAGAUUUAGUUUUGCAUCAAAGCGAUCACGAUCGCCACGCAAUACGGCCAAGUCUUCUUCAGUGGAACACUUGGCGGAUGGAAGAAGCAGCCCAAAAAAUGUUCAGAAAACUAAACCAAGUAAACCGACUUUUUGGAAGUCCAUGGGAGGUCGCCUGACAUCUCAUCACGGGCAAUACAAAGUGAGCGCAGAUAAAGGUGGAAAUGAUCAUGGGGAUAAGGGGGUUUGUCAGCAUUACAAGUCUUCCUCCCCGACUAUUUCCAAAGACAAACCUACUGUGAAAACAAAAGGAGGCAAAAUGGCAGAAGACCCCAAUAAAGUUGUCUUGGGUAGUGGGAGCAGUAGUAAACAAAGUGUUACCGAGCGAAAGAAGGAGGAAAGUCUCCGCUCUAUGGUAACUGAAGUGAUAGACUCUGAGGAAGGAAAGUCCAAGGGAGCUGGCAGUGAUACAGUUUCCAGUAGAACCAGGCACAGCAGUGAGCCAGCUCUACUGGGCGUGAAUGGAGAUAGUGGUAAACAUGAGACUUUGAAACCAUCAGUUGUGCCCGAUACCAAAGUAAGCACUCCUGAUGAUAAAAGUAAACUUGAAGCAAGGACUAAAGGCACAAAUGCUAAUAAUGCCAAGCCUGCUUUGAGAGUAGCUAAUCAGACGGCAAGUAGUGCCGUUGCGAGUAAAGGAAAACGUGUGACGAUACAUGAAGAAACGACUGAAAUAAAUAUCAAUGAUGAAGCUAUAAGUGCAAUUAAUAAGGAAUUGAAGGAACCAAUUCCAGAUGACAGUAUUACGAUAAAGGCAAGCGUCAGCCAAAAAGAAACUGUUAGUGCUUCUGCCAGUGAAACCAGUUUACAAGGGAACUUGCAGACGCACCUGUCCGAGCUCAUCCAGAAAGAAGGCAGUGAAAAGACAGAAAAAGAGGAAGAAGGCGAACAAGCAGUGGGGACGUCACCGACUGGCCGAUUUCUUAAAUUUGACAUAGAGAUUGGCCGUGGGUCGUUCAAGACUGUGUUCAAGGGGUUGGAUACAGAGACUGGAGUAGCUGUUGCUUGGUGUGAGCUCCAGGACAAAAAAUGGAGCAAAACAGAACGUCAGCGGUUCAAAGAAGAAGCCGAGAUGUUGAAGGGGCUACAGCAUCCGAACAUCGUGCGGUUCUACGACUCCUGGGAGUUGGUGUCACCAAGAGGUCAAAAGGUCAUUGUCAUGGUAACAGAGCUGAUGACAUCAGGAACAUUGAAGACGUAUCUGAAGAGAUUCAAGAAGGUCAACAUCAAGGUCCUCAAGAACUGGUGUCGGCAGAUCCUGAAGGGACUCUACUUCCUGCACAGUCGCAAUCCUCCUGUGAUCCACCGAGACUUGAAAUGUGAUAACAUCUUCAUCACCGGUACCACCGGCAGCGUGAAGAUCGGUGAUCUGGGUCUGGCAACCCUGAAGAACAAGUCUUUUGCUAAAAGUGUGAUAGGUACGCCAGAGUUUAUGGCGCCAGAAAUGUAUGAGGAGCACUAUGACGAGUUAGUGGACGUGUACGCAGUUGGCAUGUGUAUGCUUGAGAUGGCAACGUCAGAGUAUCCAUAUUCGGAAUGUACAAAUGCAGCUCAGAUAUAUCGAAGGGUUACAACUGGCGUGAGACCAGAGAGCUUGGAAAAAGUGGAGAACCCUGAAGUGAAGGAGAUAAUCCUGGCAUGCACCAAGCUGGACAAAACAGAAAGGCCCUCAGUGAAGGAGCUCCUCCAGCAGAAUUUCUUCCAGGAAGACACAGGGGUGAAGGUGGAGUUGGUAGGCAGGGAGGGGCUGGACGAGGCCAAACUGCCCUGUAUUAUACAGCUCAUGCUGCGCGUGAUGGACCCCAAGAAACGCAAGGACAAGCACAAGGAGAAUGAAGCCAUCCAGUUUGACUUUGACAUGCUGAAGGAUAAUGCUGAGGCUGUCACGGCCGAGAUGGUGAAGUCCGGCUAUCUCCAAGAGGUGGACGUGAAGAGCGUUGCCAAGCAGAUCCUGGACAGGGUGAACCAGGUGAAGAAGAGCAGAGAGAGGAAAGCCCUGGAAUCAGCACAGCAGAAACCUGUAGAAGGUGCUGAGCAGGGUCAUGUUGAAGGUCAAGGUCAGGGUCAAGUUCAAGGUCAACAACAGCCUGUCUCCUAUGGACAACAGCAGGUGUAUACACAACCUCAGACUGCGCCACUUCAGCAACAGCAACAGCCUCCACAACCACAACAACUACAACAACAACAACAACAACAGCCACCGCAGCCCCAACAACAGCCACAGUACCAGGGACAGCAACUAUUACACACUCAGAUGAGCCAGCUUCCCCAGGGGUCCAUGUCAGAUAUAGCAGGUGCAGUGGAGAGUGGGUUUUCUGCAAUGGAGCCUGGUCAGCACAGUCUUCCCAGUGGCCAGACGGUUCAAGGUGGGCCUCCCGCCCAGCAGACCAUCUCUGCUCCAGCCCAGCCUGCUCCCACCUAUGCUCAGCAGGUGGCAGCACAACUGCCAGGACAGUACCAACAGCAGGUGCCAGCGUUUGGCUACUUUCUUCCACAGGGAACAAACCAGACGCAGUACACAAACGCUCAGACUCAGCAGCAGCCGCCGUUACAACAACAACAACAGCAAUUGCAGCCUCAGCAGCAGCAGUUGCAGCAGAAUCAGCAGCAGCAAUAUGUACAACCAAGCUUUGUGCAGCAGCAACAGCCACAGCAACAACAACAGCAGCAACUGCCUUCUGUUCAAGUUCACUGUGGCUCUUGUGGUUCUUGGCAACAUGUGUUUCAGGGCCAGGGUGGACAGGAUCCUCACCAUGUGGCUGCAGAUCAUGCUUCACUGGUAGCCCAACAACAACUGCAACAGCAACAACAGCAACAGCAGCCUACCCAGCCGCAACAAGUCCAGCAGACUGGACCCCAUCAUGCGGCGACUGAGGGUCGACUGCAUGUAGAUAUGGCAGCAGCACAGCAGUUUCAACAACAACAACAGCAACAUUUACAACAACAACAACUGCCACAACAACAACAAGAAACACAGCCAGAGGUUGAGGGUUCUGAACAGGUUCUACAGCAUCAUCUUCUGAACCUUGACGGAGAAUCCACGUCAACUCCUGUACAAAGAAUGCAUGUUGGCAAUGAGCAACAGCAACGACGUCCCUCUCUAGUCAGUGAUAUCGAAGGUGGUCAAGCAGGGGAGAAGUCCGUGAAGAAGAAGUCAAGGACGAAGCGUAGGAAGACGCAGGAUCGGCUGGUGCGGGUGACCAUCCUGAACAUCGAGGAGCAGGAGGAAGGCAACCUGGUGGAAUGUCUGCUGGAAGUGGCCAAGGAGAAGCAGGUCACCUUUAAGUUUGAUAUCAGUGAGGAUGGACCUGGGGACAUUGCUGAGAACUUGAUGAUCCGCCAGCUGCUCCAGGCCCAGCACAAGGAGUUGUUUCAGGACCAGAUGGGGGAGGUGAUAGCCCUGGUCAAGGCCAAUCCCAAACUGCUGGAGCUGGGUGGUCAUGUCUGUGUCCCCCAUACCACGGAUAACACUCCUGUGACCAGCCCCAGGAGCUCUAGGAAACAGAUGGCACCCCAGGAACAACAGGCAUUGCAGAGAGAGGGAGAGUCCAAUAGAAAACUUCUGUUUGACAACAUGUCAGAGACUCCCAUGCAGCCAGGGACAUCAGUGGACUAUGAUGAGCCGCGUUUCUUUCUUCCCAGAACACCCUCUGGCUCUUCCUUGGCCUCUGGUGCCAACACUCCUGCUCUGAAUGUUACAGGGAAGGGGAAUGGGCCUUCAGGUGGAGUAGUGGCAGGUGGAACCACGGUUUUUGCAGGCACCAAAUCUGUUGCUGCUAGUGCUCCUGUACUCGUUGGCACUGGUCAGCAGGCCACAGCAGUCAGUGGUUUGACCACUGGUGACCAGGCCAGCUCAACAGCGAGUGUUCCUGCUGCGAUGGUAAGUACUGGUCAGCCAGCAGGUGGAGCCACUGCCGUCCAGGCUGGCGGUGGUAAGGUACAAACUGGAGGGCAACCAAUGGCGGCAGCAAUGACGACAUCCACAGAGGACGGGAUUCCCAAGAGCGAGGAUCCUCUCACAAAGAGUUGGCCUACUGAUCAGUUACAAGAGGCUACCAGACAAACGUACAGUAGAAUGGUAUCAGCCCCUGGAGAGGACUUGACUGCCGCUGCUCAGCCGACUGCCUCUGUCCCCCUGCAUCUGAAUGAUCUCAAGGAACAGUUAGACAAGCUGAAUCAGAAACAAAAGCCAGUGCCAGCAGAACAGCAGGGAGAGAGCCAAGCCAAAGUGGACAGUGAUGCCUCCCUGGCCGCAGUAUCUGAGGACAAGAUCACAGCAAGCAGUGACAGUGAGAGUCCAGCCCUCACGGGGGACAAAGGCCCCAGUCGCCAGCUGUCCAAAACCAAGCGGAAGAGGACACAGGACCGACUGCCAGUGUUGACCGUCCUCACGUAUCAGUCCACUGACCAGGGACGGGUGGUGGAGUGUCAGCUGGACGGGGCAAAGUCCAGGAUGGUCACUUUCACUUUCGAUAUCGACGUGGACAAGCCUGAAGAUAUUGUUGAGAAUAUGUGUUCAGGCAGCUUUCUCUUGCCUAUUCACAAAGACUACUUUAUGGAGCAGCUGGAGGAAGUGAUCAAGAUCAUGACCACCAACCCGCAGGCCCUGGAUGCCGGCUCCUUCACCGUGCCUCAGCUUAAAGAGACCACGCCUGCCACCAGUCCCAGCCUCUCCAGGAAGGGGUCUGCUGCCGCUGACAGUGAAGUGGAGGCUAGAAAGAAAUCAGAUACAUCGGAGGUCCACAGAGCAGCCCCUUGCUCAGCAACUGAACCAGUUACCGUGCCAACAGAUUAUGAAGCCUCUGGGGUGAUGACCCGAUCUGCUACUGCCAUUGGGUUGUCCCAGGCCGACACCGUGCAGGCCCCCCCUGCUGGUGGGAGGGAAGACCCAGAGACAGGGACUGGGUUCCAGAGAACCUCCUCUGCUCCUGGGGAGCCUGCCGCCUUCGUGCCCGAGGGUUUGCACAAGCUGAACCAGCAGCUGACCCAGCUUUCACAGAGGAAGACUCCUGCUAAGGUGCAAGAGCAACAACCAGAAGGUCAAGGUCAGGCAGCAGGCCAGGGUCAAGGUCAGAUAGAAGGUCAAGGUCAAGCAGCACAGACUCAGCAACCAGGCAUGGCAAUGGUACAGAAUGCGCAGUAUGUUCAACAGCAGCCGGCUUUGGUUCAACAACAACAGACACAGCAACAACAACAACAACUACAACAGCAGCAACAGCAGCAACAACAGCAACAGACAGCUCCAAAGCAAGUGCAACAUCCACCGCAAGGUCAGCCACAACAGCCUGUACAAACACAACAGGCCCAGCAAGCCAAGCAGCCAGCACCAGCUCAACAACCAAAGGUGGCAGCACCAACACAAACAGCCCCAGGAGGAGCUCAUCCCCAGUUUCUCCCCCCCUACGUGUACCCUCUGGCGCCCCAGCAGCAGCAGCAGUGGCUGCAGUACCAGCAGAUGAUGAACCAACAGGGGUAUCCUAUGCAGCAGUACUAUGGCCCACCUUUCUACCCACCUUGGUAUCCACCUCUACAGGGCCAACCUCAACAAUACUUGUACCAGAAUGCAUAUGUUGCCAAUUAUCUUCAGCAGAUGAUGCCAUUCAUGCAGAUGCAGGGACAGAUGCCUCAGCAACAGCAGAUGGCAGCCCUGCCAUACCAGCAACAAAUGGGUCAAGGUCAGGUGCAAGGUCAAGGUUCACACCCUCAGUCUCCUGUAGGAACCCCAAGGAAGAACACCGGUGGUGCGGAUGAAGGUGUCAUCACCACUCAACCCCAGGGACUUGAUUCUGCAGUGGUGGAUCUGCUCCCCUUGACUCCCUCCAGACAGCGCAGGAUGAUAGGCCUACAGCAGCUGGAGCAACAGUUGAUAGAGAAACUCUACCCUGGAACCAAAGUGGCCCAUGGGUUCCAGACCUCCCCUCCACCAGCAGGAGCUGUGAAUGCGCCACCAGGGCACUUGCUCCUCACACAGCCGUUGUUCCCUCCCCCGCUGCUGCCUGGGUCGCUGGAAGCCUCUGCGGGUGCUGUUGUGCCCUCUGCCACCUCCUCUGGUGCUGGUGUUGGAGGAGAAAUGGGAGCACUUCCUCUUCCUUUGUCUUCAAUAACCAGAGAGAAGAGUCCGGAUGUUUCUGGUCAGGAUGACAAACCAGCAGAUGGUUCCUUGCCAGGGGAAGUGCCCACAACAGUUCCCAGCAGUAAACAAGCAGAGACAGAGCAACCUGCGUCCACAGAGGCUCCUACAACAGAGGCACCAGUUCCUGCAGCAAGAGAGAAAGUUGCUGCUCCUCCAAAGAGGAAGCUGUCUAGGUUUUCAGUGAAGAAGGUGGACAACGAUCCACUGAAGGCAAUACAGAGAACAGAAAGUGAGCCAGCAAUGCCAGCCCGUCCCAUGGAUAGUCCAGCGGAUGCCAAGCCAGCGACUGAGACAGUGCCCUCUACUGGUGGGAAAGGUCAUCAACAAAGUACACAGCAAGCCCGGAGAAAGGGGCGUUUCAGUGUGACGACAACCAAGGACGCUGUAGCCCAGUCUGCGGCCCCUUCACAUACUCCACCGCCGUCUCCCAGUCCAGUGACAGAGACACUGCCCACUACCACCACUAAAUCUAUAGACAGUUCUGCUUCUACUACCACUGUUAUUACUACUAAACCUGCUGAAGGGGCAUUGGUAGAUAAUAGUAACACAGCAACUUCUGAUGUAGAACUGAGUGUGAAGACAGAUGUUGGUGAUAAACCCCCACCACCAACAACAACAGCAACAACAGCCCCAGCAGCUGGUGGUGGAUUGAGAGAUGUAAGUAGCACAGAGCACCUGCAGACUGUUAGUAACACUGUCACCAGUAUAGGGCAGGAGAGUGGUUUGGGAAGUAGCGGGGCCUCCUCUCCCGUGGGAGACUUUCUUGAACACGAACAUGAACAUGACAGGCAUUAUGACACCUUGCCGCCAGUGGUGGCAAACUUGAUCGCUGCCGACCUACGGCGCCAUUCUCUGCCCGAGGUGCUCUCUAACAGCAUGUCUUCUUUACCUGGUAGUGGUAGCACUGUUUUAAGUUCCACUAGUUCUAGUAGUCAUCACAUCUCCCCUCACAGACCUCCUCUCCAUCCUAAAGUCAGCCACCUCCGAGCUCAGAGUGCUGGCAAUGUGGCUUUCCCCCUGAAACCUUCACAACAACAACAGCAACAAAUACAACAAUUCCUACAACAACAGCAAUUACAGCAGCAGCAGGGUCCUGUAACCUCCUCUGUGAGUGGCUUUGGUGUUGUGCCCGGUGGUGUGAAGCAUGCUUAUGUUCUGAGUGACGGUCAGUACCAGAGUGACCACCCUGACCCGACCACAGCUGGACUGAAGAAGACUCCCGUAACAGCUGACCCUGGCUUGAAGGUACCAACUGUUCUGUUGAGCACUACUAGUGACACUUGUUCCACUGCUACCAUUGUUGUAUCACCUCAUUGUAACAUUGCUGCUGCUGCUGCUACUACUAGUGUCAUUAACCCUGAUCACCAAAUUCAGAUCCAUGAAGCCACCUCGCCUGAGGAACUAGCCAAAGGGUUGCACGUGGAUGAUGCUCUUAUUAAUACAUUGUCACCCCAGCUUAACUACAUAUUUCAUCAUGACCAUGACCAUGCUAACCAACCUAACCAGCUACUAACUGUCAGUGAACCGUCGGGGCGCAGACGCUCUUUGUCUGUUAACUGCUGCAUGGAGACAUGCAGUCCACCCUCUCCACCUACACUAACACGCAGGGAGUACGCCGGGUCUUCCCCUUCACUUUACGAUGAAACAGACUCUUAUCCUUCAUUUAUAAACUACAAAACCAGGUCCACGCCCCAGUCCCCGACACCAACCCGUUACGGACAUAGCUCUUUCCAGUUUCCACCAAACUUGCCCUUGGAAUAUGACCAGACUGCCUCUAAAUUAUACCCUCAGCGAUCCCCAAGUCCGAAUCCUCGGCUGAGUCCCAAACCAUCCUCCGCCUUCACUCAUAACUGGCCUAAACUCGGAAACCCUCCCAGUCGCCCCCAAGAUUUCAGUGAACAGCAGUCAGUGUAUAGGCCUCGGAGAGGGUCUGUCCCAGAGCCGAGUAGUCCUUUAGUCCACAGGGACCACAGUCGUCCCUCUGACUGCAGGGACACCUUUCACUCCAUUCCUGUGGACUCCAGAGAUGGCCGUAGUCAUUAUGACUAUGGGUUCACUUCCUCCUCCUCCUCUUCUUCCUGGCAGGACUACUCCACUACCAAGCCUUUCCUUGAGGUAGUGCCUGGCUUACAAGGGUUUGGGAAUGCUGCCUCUAACUUUGUUGAAUUUGGCCAUGAUGUGGUCCCAGAAAACCCUGGACAGAUCAUGAAUAUGUUGUACCAAGUCCAGUAUACCAUGGACCCUGAAUAUCAGCAGAUACUCUCCAGACACAAAUCAGAGAGGGAUGACCUGAUACAGAAACAGACAGGAGAACUGCACGAGUACCACAAACACAAGAUGCAGCUUUUCAAGCUCCAACAUCACCAACAGCAGCAGCAGCUUCUCCAUCAACAACAACAACAACAGCAUCAGGUGGGAGGGGGUGGCAGGACAUCAGACACCCAACAACAACAACAAGCACCUGCUGGUACAGUGCCCCAGGCUGCAGAGGGGGCGGAAGUGGAGAGAAGGUCAAUAGAUAUGCCAGACACCAAAACAGGGGCUUUGUCCCAGCAACAACAACAACAACAACAACAACAACAGGCUCAACACUUCGGUGUUCCUGCAGCCAGUCUUUCCUACCCCCAGCUCUACCAUCCAGCAAUGUUCGUCCCACAGCAAGCUUCACUUCACCACCAGAUGGAGACACUGAUGGAGGGCAAAACCCAGAACGUCGCAGAUGACUUUCUGCAUUAUACAGACUUUUCCCGAGCUGGCCAACAGCAGCAGCUGAUGAUGGAGCAGCCCAAGCCGUCUCAGAACCAGCUGAAGCAGAUGCAGCAGCAGUUUGACAACAUGCACGUUGGGGUGCCCGUGAAGAGGACUCAGAGUCUGAAGGGAGAGACCUGUACCCAGGGUCAGCAGGUGCUUGAUAUUAGCCACCCUCACUCCCACCACAGUGGGUCAGCGGGCACCACACCCCAGUCCACUCCCCCUCUGACCAGGAAGUGGUCCACGGAAAGCUUGCCGCAGAUGACCACAGCUAGUACCCACCAGCCAGGUGUGGACAGCAACAGUAACAACAGCAUGCCCCCUACUGGUACCAGUAUGAACUAUUCCAAUGUUUCCCUCCCUGAGCAGCAGUAUUACACAUACCACGGACAUGGAUCCAUUAGUGGGCAUUAUAUGGGUGCGGGUGGGGGUCAGGGGAUGCCACAGCACCCACCUCCACACCCACAUGGCAUGCACCCAGUUCACCAUGGACAGCAGAUGUAUGGGGCUGGGGUCCCCAUGUACAGCCAGCCACUACAACACUAUGUGCAUGGACAAGGUCAAAUUGCACCCCAAGGUCAAAUACAUGGGCAAGGUCAAAUUGCAGCCCAAGGUCAUUUGCAUGGCCAAGGUCAAAUUGCACCCCAAGGUCAAAUGCAUGGACAAGGUCAAAUUCCCAGUCAGGGUCAGAUGCAUGGGCAAGGUCAAAUUGCAGCCCAAGGUCAAAUGCAGGUGCAAGGUCAGAUGCAUGGCCAAGGUCAUAUUCCUGGUCAGGGUCAAAUGCAUGGCCAAGGUCAAAUGCUGGGUCAAGGUCAAAUGUCAGAUGUAUGGCCAACCAGUCAAGUGACUACUUAUCCUGCUCAUACGAUACAGGCACCAUCAGCAUCGCACCCAAGUUGAUCCUUUCUUAGAAAUGAGAUGUAUAUAUAUAUGAAUGAUUAUCAUUACUAUGUAAUCAACAUCAUCAUGGAAGUGAAAAGCUUCAUGCUUCGCAAAGUGCAUGUCGUGUGCAUGACUUGAAUUGCCAAAUGUCUUUCAAUGCACUGUAUAUGCCUUACCAGUACAUGUAACUGCUUUUGUAUCAAAAGGACAGUUCUUGUUUAUGACGUUUGAUUGUAAAAAGAUUGAAGAAAAAAAAAAGCAUUAUAGUGUGAUGCAGACAAGGUGCUGAGAACAUAGAGAGAGCUGUAGUAGUUCGGAGAGCACAGUGGAGCCAGGUUUAUCCCAGCACACUAAGCCAUGUGCAAUUAUCUAGUAGAGAGACGUAGGCCUAGAGCACAGUGAAGAUAGGGAUAACUGUAGUUUUCUCAACUGAACUGAGACUAGAAUUUUAGGUGGAAUAGAUGGAAAAUGUUUGAUAUAUUUGGUAAAAGUGUGCAUUGAAGAAAGCAGAUGUGAGUUCUGGAACCUGCCUCAAUAUGCUCUUCUAAUGUUCUGCACUGAUUGGAUCCUGAAAACUCUCCUCCAAGGUGGCUUCAAAACUGCAGCAGUACUAGUGGUAUUACUGCCAUAUUUUCACAUCUAGAAAACUGCACCCGAACUUGAAGAUUUAGCGGGGAGAUUUCCUACUCCUGAGACAAUACUGUAGCUGAUUGGAAUAGGCAAAGUUGCUAGUUUUAUCAUCCAUAUACUAUAUGUCAGAAUAUAAGCUUGAGCAGUGUAAUAGCUAUGACUCCAUAAUGCCAUUUUUCUGCCAUGUAUCUGCCAUGUAUUAUGACAUUGCUUAUAAUAUUUAAGGAUACUGUUAACUACACUUUCAAAUAGUACUGUGGAUAUUAAGCUUUUUGUAACACAGUUGUUAUAUUAGACUUCAUAAAUAUUUAACCUUCCUACUACAAUUUGCAGUGUUGACAACAAGUUACAGUCAGACUUAAAAAACUGUAUUGAUGCUUGUGCUGAACUAUAUCCCCUUGAAUACGUACAGUGUAGCCAAGUUAUUUAAGCAUUACACAGUUUUCUUUCUGGAUUGAGAUGUAGAGCUACAGUGAUACACAUGCUGUGUUGUAGUGUACACAUCAGAGUGUUUACAAUAUUGUAUACCAUUGUUUACCACCAUGUUACAAUACUGUUGCCUACUUGUACCCUUUUAUGCAUAUUUUGCAUAUUGUAUGGGGCAGAGCCAAGUAGGUCUUUUGGUCCUAGGUAAAAUCUUCUGACAUUUUACAAGCCCAUGCCUUUUUUGCCCUAGAUUCUAUUAAAUCUGGACCUAAAGGUUAUUUCAAGCAUAAAUUAGGUUUGUUUUCAUAUUUGAUUUUGUUGAUGAUAACUUAUUGCUAUGAAAAUUAGUUCUGUAUGUAUGACAAUGCUCUCUCCAGGAUAAACCAAGUUCACCCAGUGUACCUAUCUCCUCCAAAAUGUUACAUAAUUUACUUUCCUAUAUUUACCUUUGGUUCUCGACCUGAUUCUGAUUUGACAUCUGCCUUGUAGCAUUUUUGGCUGGAAGUACUGUUAUCCUGUAGUGAGCUUAGUAUGGUUGCUGAUUAUCAGAGGCUUCUGGCCUUUUGUCAAGUUUAUUCCUCGGCAUGGAGAUAUGAAGUCGUAAUUCCGUAAAUGGUAUUUAUGGCUGUAUUGAGCAAUUUCUUUCCUUAUUUAUUAUUUCCUUAUUUAUUUUAUUAAUUAAAAAAUUUAACUUGAGGCUUCUGAUAUAUUAUGGUUUUCUGAUAUUGUAAGGACAAUAUUUCAAAGGUGUUUUGUUUCUCAAGCCUGAAGAACAAAUAAUCAAUGGUAUUUUUACUUAAAGAACAGUGAAUGCAUCCAAGCACAGAUUACUUCUGAUGUGGGUUUCUUGUAACUUGGAUUUUCCUAUAUUUGACAGUGGCACGGCAGUGUAUAAAUUGUCACACAUACUCGCAGUAGUCGCUAGUAUAUCGAUAGCUUAUUGAUAAGACUCCCAAGUUGAGGCUGAGUCCCAACCUAAUUGUACCACGUCUAUAUCUGCUAGGGGCAACACAAUUGGCAUUUAAAUAUAUCUUUAUAGUUGGUUUCUCUGUAGUUACAUGAUUUUAGGUGAUGUCUGCAUAAAAUGCAUAAUCUUGGGAGUUAAAGAAAAGAGAUAUUGAGGAAAUACACUUAAUUGUGACGUAGCAGUGUAACAUUUUGUCUCUAGACUGGUAGAGUUUAUGAAGAAGAGGGGUCUUCUAGGGUAGAGUAGGCGGGCGCAGUUUGUACAUCUUUGUAUAAUGUUAUACAUUGCCUCAUUUUUGUACAGUCGAAUAUCAUGUGAUAAUUUUUUUUGUCAUUUUUCAUUUUGUAUAAUAUUCAUGAUUUCCAAUGCUGCUCACUUGGUGUGGCAAGCCAGCGUGUUGUAUGAAGAGAAUAUGGUGCAAACGGUAUGAAGAUGGGUUAUAUUGAUUGCUGAAUUUUCAUUAUUUAAGUAUUUGAAUUUAUUGAAAGGGAUUAACUAGUUCUAUGAUAUUGAUGUUAUAAGUUUGGUUUAAGCUGACGGCUUUUUGUACAGAAUUGCGAUCCUGUCGGUGAAGAAAAAUGUUAUUUAUCAAGA